This is a messenger RNA of Pungitius pungitius (ninespine stickleback), 854 nucleotides long. It is a transcript of the gene odf3l2a, whose product is annotated as outer dense fiber of sperm tails 3-like 2a. Gene Ontology annotation, cellular component: cytoskeleton. The transcript has 5 exons. Bases 51 to 854 code for a protein of 267 amino acids. Lineage: Eukaryota; Metazoa; Chordata; Actinopteri; Perciformes; Gasterosteidae. The record is from RefSeq and is a predicted model, not a curated record.
AAUGCCUCUGAAGUGACACGGGACCCAAAGAGAAAGAGAACGGGACAAAGAUGAAGAAAGAAGACGGAGGCCAGCAGAGUAUGCAAGAGGUGCCGAAGACACGGCCGAUAAUCUCUGCAAGAGAAAGAGGCCCGGGCCCCGGACGCUACGCUCUGCCACCUACAGUUGGAUACAUUAACCAUGACUUCACUAAGCCCAGCAGCCCUGCAUACUCCUUCCACAGCCGCAUGAGCAGUGCCAUGGUCUCUGUUGACUCCAGCCCAGGACCAAAGUACCACGUUGACGCCAAGGUCACCCGGUUUGGCCGGAUGGAAACCCCCUCUUACUCCAUUUUGGGUAGAGGAACGCGCACAGGGAAUAAUAGAGGCCUGGUGUUCCAGACUCCAGGGCCGGGGGCCUACAGCCCAGAGAAGGCUCCACCUGUCAACGCUCAACUCAGAACCCCAUCUUACACCAUCAGCUCUCGCACCAGAUACCGCUCAGUGGAUCCUGUGCCUGCACCCAACACCUACAGUCUACCUGACCUUCUGGGCCGCCAGGCUCCCAAUAAACCCUCCAGUGCAAGCUACAGCUUCUCAGGCCCGAGGAAGGUCGGAGGUCCCUCUGAAGACCUCUCUAAGAGUCCUGGACCGGCGAGAUACGGACGCACAAACCCAGACGUUUACCACCAGCGCCAGCCUUCCUUCUCCAUUCAGAAACGGACUAAAAGGCCCAAUUAUUCCUCUGCCACCCCCGGGCCCGGCUCUUACAGCCCGGAGAAGUUUCAUUCGCAUCUCCCCAAACCACCGUCCUUCAGUCUGGGUGUCAGACACUCAGAGUUUGUCAUGCCACUGGUGGUGGAUGUUGUUGACUGA